Saccharomyces kudriavzevii IFO 1802 is the source of this 1347-nucleotide messenger RNA. It is a transcript of the gene OSH6, whose product is annotated as oxysterol-binding protein OSH6. The transcript has a single exon. The record is from RefSeq and is a predicted model, not a curated record. Lineage: Eukaryota; Fungi; Ascomycota; Saccharomycetes; Saccharomycetales; Saccharomycetaceae. Gene Ontology annotation, cellular component: cytosol; membrane; cortical endoplasmic reticulum. Gene Ontology annotation, molecular function: sterol binding. The coding region runs from base 1 to 1347 and encodes 448 amino acids.
AUGGGCUCCAAAAAACUAACCGUAGGGUCCGAUUCCCAUCGGUUGAGCAGAUCCAGCUUUACAAGUAGUAAAUCUUCACUUUCAGCAAUAAAAGAUCAGCCGGUCGAUACAGAUGAUAUUGAUGAGGACGACGAAUCAGGUCAUAAUAUUAUCUUGAAUAUUAUAUCACAAUUAAGGCCAGGCUGUGAUCUGACCAGGAUCACCUUGCCUACUUUUAUUUUAGAAAAGAAAUCAAUGCUUGAACGUGUCACGAAUCAGUUACAGUUUCCUGAGUUUUUAUUGCAGGCACAUUCAGAACAGGACCCCUUACAAAGAUUUUUACAUGUAAUGAAAUGGUAUUUGGCAGGUUGGCACAUUGCGCCGAAGGCUGUCAAGAAACCAUUGAACCCAGUCCUUGGUGAGUACUUUACCGCUUAUUGGGACUUGCCAAACAAGCAGCAAGCAUACUAUAUUGCUGAACAGACAAGUCACCAUCCUCCAGAAUGCGCAUAUUUUUACAUGAUUCCCGAAUCAUCAAUUAGAGUGGAUGGGGUGGUUAUUCCUAAGUCAAGAUUUUUGGGAAACUCAAGCGCUGCCAUGAUGGAUGGAUCAACGGUCUUGCAAUUUUUGGACAUAAAAGAUAGAAACGGAAAGCCGGAGAAAUAUAUUCUAACUCAACCAAACGUAUAUGUGAGAGGAAUUUUAUUCGGGAAAAUGAGAAUCGAACUGGGAGACCAUAUGAUUAUUAAAUCUCCUGAUUUUCAGGCUGAUAUAGAGUUCAAGACAAAGGGAUAUGUCUUUGGGACUUACGAUGCCAUCGAAGGGACUGUUAAAGACUAUGAUGGUAAUUCGUAUUACGAGAUAUCAGGUAAAUGGAAUGAUGUUAUGUACAUAAAAGAUUUAAAGCAAUCGCGUUCUUCACCAAAAGUCUUCCUCGACACCCAUAAAGAAUCACCUCUGAGACCACAGGUCCGUCCAUUGAACGAGCAAGGUGAGUAUGAAUCUAGAAAACUGUGGAAUAAAGUAACAGAUGCAUUGGCUGUCCGCAAUCAUUCUGUUGCAACCGAAGAAAAGUUUCAAAUCGAAAACCACCAGAGACAAUUAGCUAAAAAGCGUAUCGAAGAUGGUGUGGAAUUCCACCCAAAGCUAUUUAGAAAAUCAAAGCCUGGCGAGGAUCUUGAUUAUUGUAUUUAUAGAAAUAUUCCCGUCAACGAGGAUCCUGAGAAGCAAAUUCGAAGUAUAUUGCAGAUUGCACCUAUUUUACCGGGUCAACGCUUUACUGACAAAUUCUUCAUUCCUGCAUUUGAGAAAAUAAAGCCACAAAAGAAGAAAAUUGAAGGCAAAAAGGAGAAUUUGGUAAAACUGUGA